Molecule: messenger RNA, 12186 nt
Organism: Phlebotomus papatasi
Lineage: Eukaryota; Metazoa; Arthropoda; Insecta; Diptera; Psychodidae
Product: MAP/microtubule affinity-regulating kinase 3-like
Exons: 17
Coding region: 5272-9234 (1320 amino acids)
Biological process (GO): protein phosphorylation; intracellular signal transduction; microtubule cytoskeleton organization
Cellular component (GO): cytoplasm
Molecular function (GO): tau-protein kinase activity; protein serine/threonine kinase activity; ATP binding
Source: RefSeq, a predicted model, not a curated record
GUUUUGUAAACAUGUUUUCGAAACUACCUAUGAGAGUGAGCGAGACGACUAGAUCGAGAUCUCACUCUCUCUCACAGGAAGCUCCGAAAACAUGUUUACAAACAAAAGUUAUUGUACGCUGGGCAUAACAGUUAUUCUAGUUGAAAAAGAAGUUCCGUGCGAAAUGAAAAUAAUAAUUAGCUGAUUUGUUUGAAUUACUUGAAUCAUUUGUAAGCAAGUCAAAUAACAAUGUCUAUGCGAAUUCUGGAAUUGGUUCGUUAAUUUUCUUUUAUUAUUUGGAAAAUUAUUGUUAAUUUUGAGGUACAGAAUGGGAGGAAUGAAUUGAAUCUUUCUGAAAUGCUGUAUUUUUUAAAUUUAAGAAUUAAUUUUAUUGAUGUGAACCGUGUGAACGAGAAAAAUGUCAGAUUUUUUUAAAAAAAUAUUUGAGUCUACUUCAAAUUUUCGACGUAAUGGAGCACGGGUUACGGCCCCGAAUUUGCCGAUGAAAGCAUUACAAGCGUAACGUGAGCUUCAGGAAUAGGAGUCAAUUCACGAAGAAGGGCUGUUUCCAUAGAUUCCGAGUCUUUUUGGAAUGUCCAUUCUCUCUCACCAAACUUGAACUGUCAUUAUGCAAAAUCAGGACGCCCUGCGACUACAGUAGUAUGCAAAUUUUGUCCAGUAGUAUACAAUUUGCUUUCAAUAUUGGCAUAAAUUUCUUUAGUGUGAAUAGGCUAUUAAAGCUACCUGAAGUUAAUUGCAGUUAAAUCCGCCCAAUCUGUAUUUGUCGUAUGUCCUGAGAAUUUAUGUUGCUCUCAAUUUUAUUGCCUGCAAUCAAAUCGAUAAAAUCUAAUUGAUUAAUCUUAACUCCAUCUCCUUUCUGAUAAAUGGUUCAGUAUCAGUUUCCAAAGAAACGUGAAUGUAUAGACUACGUUACAUUUUUUUUAUUGCACAGAAAGCAAUAUCACAAAUCACAAUGGAUUCGUCUUGGUAUUAUUGAAAAGAAGUAUUUUCAAUUGUAGCACAGAAUGCGCUUUUGACUUUAUACCAUUUUUUAUUGAGGUGGGUUGUGCUGAGGUAGUACCUUGGUUUCUUGUUGAGAAAGGGGUGGUUGAAUAAAAAAGCACAAUGCAAUCGUAAAAAAAAACACAGGCAUAAGAGUUUUACAAAUACACUCUAAAUGUUCAUGUUUGUGAUUUUAGUCAUUGAUAUUACUUCAAAUUGAGAAUUUCGAUUUUCAAAUUUAGGAUUGAGAAUUUCAAUUUGAAAAUAAUCCAGCACGAUUAUGCUGAAUUUGUAGGUGCUUCAAUUGCUGACGCUUUGAAGUAUGACUUGACGUGAAUAGAAUAUUACACUAUUAAUCAUUGCAAAUUAUAUGGCUUUGUGUACACUUACAAACAUGAAAUAAACUAUUUUUGAAGCACACACUGGAAUGAGCUAAUGCUCAGUCGAGAUAAAACCAAUAAAAAAUCAAUUUAUUUGUAUUAAACCAGCAACUUUUUUCCAUGGCAUUCAAAUGGGACUAUUCUCGGUGUGACGUAAGCAUCGCCAAAUCCGCAUGAAAGAUUCAUAAUACACUGCUAAAAACGGUGUAGUGGCUAAAAGUCAAUUCAAUUGAGUUUGUUUCUCUCUAUCUCUCUCUCUUUAACUAAUUCUGUCACACGCACACGAUUGUCUUUGGCCAGAAAGUAUGACUGGAGUAUACUUAUAAACAAAAAUCAAUUCUUUAAGGCAUUCAAAUAGUGUUAAGUUGAGUAUCUGAGUGUUUGUCAGAAAAUUCAACAUUCCAGUGCGAAUGUGUUUGACUUUAAGUUCUGCCAAAGUGUGUCGUUGGGGUCUCCAAGACGAUCGGAAUGUGUGUGCUUUUGUGCACAGUACUGUGAAGAGGGUUAGGGACAUAAGUUUAUGAGACAGAAGGAUGAAGUGGGAACCCUUUUUUUAUAUAAAGCAUCCCUGCUUUACCAUAUACUUUAAUUCGUUACAUGUCACACGUAGUUUCGCAUUGUUUAUCUUUAGGGAUCUCAUAUGAGGAAAGAAUCUGAGAAUUUAGCAAAGUUUUUUCUUCUCUGAUGAGAAAGUUUUUUAUAAUGAUAACCGGUUUAUAAUCGAUUAAAUCGAUUCUGAAAACACUUUAAAACUUACUGAAAAUAGCUUAGAAGUAAUAUAAUAGCUUAGUUAUAUCAGAUUGUAAAAAUUCUUUAUCAGUUCAUAAUGGAUUUGAGCGGUUCAGACUAUUCAGAGAUUGCAAGACCUUGACAACGACACUAAAUUUGCUUAAAUCGGUUGAGAAAUACGCUUUCUGUACAUUUUUUAAUCUUUAACUUUGAAAAUGCGUUAUUGGGAAUGAUUUUAUUAGACAGAUCAAAAAUGAAAUAAUUCUCGCAAUACAUUUUUGAGAAAUUCUAAAAAAGACUGGUUGAAUGUGUUAGGUUGGAGUAAAAUAAAAUUCAUGUUACUGGUGCAUAGGUUGGCUAAUAAGGCGUCUCCCUAAUGCCCUAGACAAUCUUACGACUUAAACCGACAGACAGCUUAACGUAAUUAUAAUCAAAAUGAUCAAAAUAAUGAUCAGAUAACAUUUCCAUCAGUUUCGCACUAAAUCCGUUUUUUGCCUUCAGCCGAGAAACGUCUUAUUCGAAAACUGUUAAUAAUAUAGUCAAAUAAGUAAUUUUAUUACAUUUACGUUAUGCUGUCUCUUGGCUUAAGUCGUAAGUGUAUCUAGGGCAUAAGGUUCAAAGUCCCUCUCUCUAACCGUUUAGUCUCUAGGUCUGAUUACCGAUUGACGGAGUAUUACGGGUUUCUGGCCUAAGGUUUAUCAAUGUGGCUUGACUUUUUAGAAUUCUUACCAUCCUACUAGAUCCACCAGAUCUUGGAAAACCACUUAAAUUACUUAUUAUUUAGAACUGCUAGACCUUUGGGACCUGACAUAAACUUUCAGUCUAAAACCAGUAGAAGUCUAUACUUUUAGAUCUCAGUCACAAACUAGAACUUUUCAAACACUUCUCACCAUGUUUGUAAGCAGAAUCCCAUUUUAAAGCUAUUUAAACCGGGGGUCCAUCAAACCUAAUAAAAACUGAAGCUAUUUUUCACUUUUCCUUGUAAAAAUUUUGCAGCUAUUGCACCGCGACUUUAACAAAUUUGCUUGUAGUUCUUGUAAAAUUUUGGCGAACAUUAUGAAAUAUGUAUUUUUUGAUAGCUUUUAAUGCACGAUUUCGAAAUAUAUCAGACUGAUAAGUCAAUUCUCAUUAGGAAAAAACUUGUCAGUAGUCUUCAGUGCCUCUAUGCAAAAACGUAUGAAAAAAUGAAACGUCGAGAGGCCCCUGAGUUAAACUUAGUUUUCUAGAAUAUAACUUAUGUUAAAGAUGAUAUUUUCCAAAAAAAGUUCUACUUUUUACUUUCGUAUUAGGGAAAGGCUUUUAGGCUUCGCACACACUCUGGCUUCGAACACUUCAUACUUUUCUAGUAUUCUGUUAAUGAAUCUGAUCACACUGACAAAGUGCGUGCGAACCCUGAAAGAUUUCCCUUAUACCCAAUUAGCAAAAAUUGAAUAUGACAUUUUAUCAAUUGUUUGUUAUUCUACUAGAUUACAAUGUGUCUUAAAUUUGGUACUGUACUGUAAAUUACUUGAAGCUUGCUUGUGCGUUAUUUUCAUUUUCUCAGUGAAUAGAUGUAUUUGUAUUUUGUGGAUCGUGCCGUGACAUCAAAGUCCUCAUGGCUGUAUUGAAUUAAUAAAGAGAGGAAAUACACAACACGACACCAUGAACUCUUUCAUGUAGAAAAAAAAAGUUCAAAUAAAACCCAUCUCAGACAAUAUGUGAUCUGACUGGAGCUUAUUGACAAACGUCAUAUUUCUCAGUGUAUGUUUUGUGUAUAGGUUCUCUUUCGAUUAAAUAAUGGAAGUUCACACAACUAAAGAGAAUGUGUAAUGAAAGAAAACUGACAUGGAGAGGGUAUAAGUAUUAUCGCGCGCGUGAAUUUUUUAUAUUAGUGUUGAGGAGGUGUGGGUAUUAACCGUCGUAUCUCAAAUACGAGUUUACGUUGAGUUUGUGAAGUGUGUUUUAUUCCGUGGGGCCCACUCAGAGCGUUCGGGCGCGGUGGGGACGCGAAUAGCAUUGUCUGAAUAUUCGAUUUUAACUCUUUAUUAUCAUUCGUUUUGCCCAUCUCGUGAUAACGCGAGGAGGUGUGAAGAACUUGUGGUUAGAUUUCGGUUAGAUUUCAGUCAUAUUGUGGUAACUAGGAGUAAAUUCAUCAUAACCUGCAGUUGUAUCUUCCGUUUAGCAUGACUCAUUGGUGCGUUCGUGAAUCGUGACUGAAGUGUGAUGAGAUUUUAAACGAAAAAAGAAGUAAAAAAAAUUGUUUAAUUAAAUGUGAAUUCAAAAGGAUAUAUCCAGCAUUCAACAGAGUUUUUGUCUUGUGUGGGAAGAAAUCAGAAGAUACAAACAGGAUUGUGCGAAGGAUUUAUUGCGUGAGGAAGUCUUAUUGUAGUGGAACUAAAAUGUGAAAAAUUUUUCUUGUUUUCCUUGCCUAUCGGUUUUUUUGUUCCUUAUGAAUAAAGAGGCGAGAAAGAACAAUUUAUUUUUAGUUCAACGAAGAAAAAUAUAACAAAUAAUAUUUUUCCUCAAAAUAUCUCAGCUGUGUUUGUGGGUGCUGUAUUCACGUGUUUAAAGAAAAGAAAAAAAAGAAGAAAAUUGUUAAAGUGCACAAAACCUUGAUUCUGAUUCUUCAAACAGUAUUCUGUGAUAUUAGGAAAAAAAUAAAUUGUGUCUCUGAAGAAUUUUUCAAACAUCAGACAUAACGUCAGGUUGACGCCCAGACUUCCCAGGGAAUGUUUUAAAGGAAAAAAAAAUAAAAAUAAAAAAACGAAGUGCAAAUGUAUAAAUUAUCGGUGUGUCUAACCUACACAAGGUGAUUUGAGACGAAAAAUUCGACUGAAACCACAAACGCAAAGGCAAGAAAGUCAGCAGUGUCUUGAGAAGUUGAUGAAGUGAAGAAAAUCGUGCAAAGAAGAGAGAAAGAUAAAAAACUAGUCAUACUAGGUGGAAUUCUUUUUUAUCUGCUUGCUCUUUCACAAUCUUCCAAGUCGUCUAAAGGAGGAGCUUCUUCGUUAUACGACGAAAAUUAAAGUGUGACGGACCUAGAGUGCAUUCUUUAAAGUUUAUGUGUUAAAAAGAAAAAACAAAUAAAAGAAAACAAUGCGUGAAAAUAGGAAGGAAAAGUGAUUUAAAAUAAUAAACAAAUUUAGUGAGAGACAAAACAUUGGAACUUGAAUAUUUGGUGAAUCAUUGCGUUGUGUCCAGAAUGUAUGAAGUGGCCCCAGUGGCUGGCAAUAAAGUUGAAGCAGCUUGUGCUCUGAGAAGUCUCCAGCAGAUCAUGGGUCAGAUAUCAAGUAGUCAAAGUGGUGGUAAGAAGUCCACCAAGUAUCCUAGGCACUCGGUGCAAACUGGUGCUAGGAUUAAGGAGGACAUAUACAGGGAUCAUUUGUACAAAGGCAAAGACAGUGUAAGGGUAAAGGAGAUGGCAGGACGACCUGUGACAAUAAGUGAAAUGAAUGCAUAUAAUAUUGAAAAGGAUAAGGAUAAAAUACCAACAGACCACGAUAUACUCAGGAAUUCAAUACAAUCACCAAAUCACAGAGAAUUUUUUACUGUUGGAGAAGGUUACCAUAAAACUGACAAUUGUUACUACAAAACCCCAGAUGGUGGUUAUCACAAAUUGCCACAGGAUUCCUUUCAUAAGACCUCAGAGGGAUGCUACAUCAAAAUGCCAGAUGGAAGUUUUAGGAGAUUGGAUGAUGUAAAAGCAGCUGCAAAGGAUGCAAAUGGAUCUGGGGAUACAUCAGUGAGUAGUCAAUCGCGAUAUAAAUCACAUAUGAUGAGAUUCUUGAAAAGAUCCAAAAGUCAUACACCGGGAACCAUUAAAGAGAUGCAGAAGGAGAAAGCAGCUGCUCAGCAAAAUUCCAAUAAUUCAGGCGUUAGUCAAAAUCGAAGAGUUAUGGUAACCAUGAUUGAUGGCGGUUUACCAGUUGUGGCUACCAGCAAACAACCUGAUUAUCACAGACCGUCCAAAAGCAAGGACCGCACUAAGGAUCUAAAGGGGAAGGAGUCAUCAAAGCAUAAGAGAGUUUCGGUGUGCGCGGGUGUAUUUUUGGACAGGAGGGUCCAUACGAAAGUGCUAAAAAUUACGAAGAUGGAGUCUGAUUUGAAGCGUGGCAUUGACAUUAGGAGGAGUAUUCACAAGAGAAAAGCUCCGGCACCACCAAAUUUUAAUCAGGAAAGUGCCGAUGUGAUGGCCGAGUUGAACUUGAAGAACACUCUAAAGAGUGUUGGUCCUGGACCACCGGUACAGCCAAGAAGACCUCUGGGUAGUAGUGGUAGUCCUUCGGGGCAUCGUGGAGUUGAUAUCAAAGAUAAUUACAGUCUAAAAUUGAGUGAUUUGGAUUGUAAGCCGGGAAUGAGAAAUUAUGUGAGUUCGGGUGUUGAAAAGAAGCCUAUAGCACCAAAACCGCCAAAGUUAGAGCAAGGCGAGGACUCUACAUUGACAAGUAUUGAUGUAUUGAAUAAACUGCAAAAGCAGAUUAAUGACAUGGAGGUGUAUACAAAGCUAAAUCCCCCAAAAACCGAAGAUUCUGUGGACAGAGGUACAAGUCAAAAAAGUAGCAGGUAUAAGGAGCAUGAAAAUCUACUGCAAACUGGAAUUAGCAAUAUAGCGUCCAGACAGGGUUUGGGGUAUUUGAAUCGUGGAGAAUCCGAAGAUACCGAUGACGAUGAUGAUGCUAUGCAUCCUGUGGAAUUCAAGAGAGGUGGCGAUGGAAGGAGUUCAACAGGUGGUGCUUUGGGUAUUGCAUCAAAAUUCCUUCCAAAGACCAAAAUGGCCAAACCGGUCAGUAGGACGUCGUCAGAUACGAAAAAUGUUGAGAAUACGGUGAAACUCAUUAGAGCGGGGUUGAAAAAGCCUCCGGCCCCACUUGAACCCUCAUCAGGGCGUAAAACCAAAGAGGACUCUGUGAUUCUGCAUACACAUCAUGCCGAUAGGGCACCCAGAGUUGUUGGGGUUAAUGAGAAACAACUCAGUCCUAUGCCGUUGAGACAUCAAAUAUCACCAUCUCCAUCACCUUCGCAAGGGAAUCACAAACGACAGGAUCUUCAGGGCUCCCCCAAUAUGCAACUCCGUAGUGGCGUACCAUCACGAUGGCGUCCAGCUGAGGAGCACAUUGGCAAAUACAAGCUGCUAAAGACAAUUGGCAAGGGUAACUUUGCCAAGGUGAAACUGGCCAAACAUGUACCCACCGGCAAGGAGGUCGCCAUAAAGAUAAUUGAUAAGACACAGCUAAAUCCCGGAUCACUGCAGAAGUUGUUUCGUGAAGUGCGAAUUAUGAAGAUGCUGGAUCACCCGAACAUCGUUAAGUUAUUUCAAGUAAUUGAAACGGAGAAGACACUGUAUUUGGUGAUGGAGUAUGCAUCGGGUGGUGAGGUAUUUGACUACCUCGUUCUGCAUGGGCGUAUGAAGGAGAAAGAGGCACGAGCUAAAUUUCGGCAAAUUGUCUCAGCAGUUCAGUACUGUCAUCAAAAACGAAUUAUUCACAGAGAUUUAAAAGCAGAAAAUCUGCUACUAGACAGUGAGAUGAAUAUUAAAAUAGCCGAUUUUGGUUUCUCCAAUGAAUUCACACCGGGCUCCAAAUUGGAUACUUUCUGUGGAAGUCCUCCAUAUGCUGCUCCAGAACUCUUUCAGGGCAAGAAGUACGAUGGACCCGAGGUGGAUGUCUGGUCUCUGGGUGUUAUACUUUACACCCUUGUCAGUGGCUCAUUGCCAUUUGAUGGCACAACAUUGCGUGAACUGAGGGAAAGGGUACUUCGUGGGAAGUAUCGAAUUCCUUUCUAUAUGUCAACGGACUGUGAAAAUUUACUUCGUAAGUUUUUGGUAUUGAAUCCAGCCAAGAGGGCGAGUUUAGAAGUAAUAAUGCGUGAUAAGUGGAUGAAUAUGGGCUAUGAGGAUGAUGAACUGAAGCCCUACACUGAGCCAGUGGCAGAUUUAAAAGAUCCCAAACGGAUAGAAGCCCUAGUCCAAAUGGGUUACAAUAGGCAAGACAUUGAAGAAUCACUGUCACAAGUUCGCUAUGACGAUGUGUUCGCCACAUAUUUGCUUUUAGGAAGAAAAAGCACUGAUCCCGAAUCAGACGGUUCCCGGUCCGGAUCUUCCCUCUCACUGAGGAAUAUAGCCGGAAAUGAUGCAGCAGUGGCGGGUAAUUCCGCUGUUCAAAGUCCAACACACCGUGGUGUCCAUCGAAGUAUCUCGGCAUCGAGUACUAAACCCAAUAGGAGAGCGUCGAGUGGUGCUGAGACACUGCGUGUUGGACCUACGGCCGCUGUUGUGGCGGCGGCUGCAGCCGCAGCUUCUGGUACUACCACUGCCGCCAAUAAUCAUACAGCAACGGUAACAGCCACAGCAACAAGUGGUGCCACAUCAUCCACAGAGAGAGCUUCAAUGAAGGAAGAUUCCCUCUUAAAAUUAAUACUGAAAUUUUGUCUGGGUUCAAGUUUUGCCACUGCGGUGUCUGAAUUGACACGUGGUGGUUCCACGGGGGGCGCCACUGGUGCUGCCAGUGGUGGCGGAAAAGGACAUGUGAAGAGCGCCUCGGUGUCGAGUCCGGGUCCAUCGGCGGAAACUGACCCAUUGGGUCCGAGAUUGACACCAGCUGUUAAAUCUAGCCGUCACUUUCCCCGGAAUGUUCCAUCACGAUCCACAUUUCAUUCAGGACAAACAAGAGCCAGGAACAACACAGGACUGGAGUAUUCGGGAACUGGUGGCACGACUGGAGACUCACCACAUUCAGGACGGACGAGUUUUUUCUCCAAAAUCUCCUCCCGCUUCAGUAAACGGCCCACCGAUGGCCAAGCAAACUCCACAUCAAACAAUAUUAGCUUUUUCCAUCGCAGUGGUUCAAACGUGGAGGAACCAGUGAAACCUCGAGUUCUACGCUUUACGUGGUCUAUGAAAACAACGUCACCCCGACUUCCAGAUGAGAUUAUGGCUGAAAUUCGGUCAGUACUGGACAAGAACAACUGCGAUUAUGAGCAGCGAGAAAGAUUUGUUCUACUCUGUGUUCAUGGGGAUCCUAAUACUGACUCUCUAGUUCAGUGGGAAAUUGAGGUGUGCAAAUUGCCAAGACUGUCAUUGAAUGGUGUUCGUUUCAAACGUAUUUCUGGUACCAGUAUUGGCUUCAAGAAUAUUGCUUCAAAAAUCGCGUAUGACCUCCGACUGUGACUCGAUCCAAAAUCGGAGCAGCAGCAGCAGCCACUGUCUCUUUCGGGAGUUGCCUCUUCAUCUGCAUCAGAUGCCAAUUCGCCGGCAUUGCGAUGCGAUGAAGAUCCUUGUGUGGUGGAGGAGGUAGAUGAGGAAUUUGAGGAGGAAACGGAAACGGAGAGUGUGGCUGCUGAUGGUAAUGGUGAAAAGGAUGAUAAAACAAAGGCAUCAACUGCUGCUGCUGCUGCCGCUGCCAACAAAAACAGCAAAAUUGGCUACAACAACAUCAUCGCUUCGUUGCUGCGAACGACAACACUGUAAAUGUCCAACCGCCCCCAAUAACUUUUCUAUUGGAUAUUUUUUUUCUCUCAUUCAAGUUGAGGUGUUUAGCCCAAGGUUUUUUUUUUUUUUUUUUUGAGGAAAAAAAAUUCUAGGUAGUUUCUCGAAAACUCCGAGCGGAGAGAACUAACUAAAAGUGAAAUGAGUUUAUUAUUUUUUUCUCUCUAAUUCUCCAAUGGUUUUUUCUUUGGAUGAUUUAUGAUAACGAUAUUAUGCCAAAAACCAAUCUACCGAAAUGGUCGAAAUUAUAUUGUAAAAUUUAUUAAAGCCCAAUACAACUUUAUUGAUACACACGACACUUGAUUCAUUGUGUAUACAAUAAUUAUUUCUUUCAUUUCAUUCAAUGAAUUUUCUGAUUCCACAGAACAUUAUUUAGUAGCAGAACCAGUGGUAAAGCAAUUGAAAUGUGUAUGCUAAAAGUUUGAGGAUGAUGGAAUAGCAUGGAAUUGAAACGCUAGGUGGUCAAAGGGAGAGUCUCACUCAUGUGGUAAAACUGAGUGUUUGAAAGUUUUGUGAAUGUGCGGAAUUAGUUACAGAGUGAAAAUGUGUAGUGCUUCAGAAUUUACUAAAAUUGUUGAAACACUGACAAAAAGUUUCAUAAAAUUUAGUUAUUCUCGAGAAAAUUGAGGUGAGAAAGUUAUAAUUUACUAAGUUUUUUUUUCGGAAUAUCAGUAAUUUAUUGAAUAGUUGAGAGUUUCAAGGGACUCUAAGGCUAUUAUGUUACUGCAAAAUUAAUUUAUAGAACAAGGAAUAUGAUCUGAAAAUUUAAGCUUUGUGCAAAAGUUACAUACGCUCCUGGAAUGUAUAAAAUAUCAGCCAAUAGUAAAAUAGGGGAUUCAUUAUGGAUUAUUUAUUGAAAUGUUGCAUAUUGAACGUAACGAAAUGUCAUAGUUUUACGUCAAAUCAAUUGACAAUUUUUUGAACAUUCGUCAAGCGAAGUUCAAGUUUUCGGUUUAAAGUUUUAAGGUGACAUUCACAAGUUUUACUAGAUAACAUUUUAGUUGGUUUAUUAAGGUCCCUACACAUUGAAAGCAAUUUUCGUCAAAAAAUUCUUUUUUGAAGAAAAUUUCCUAAUCUGCUGUACGUGGGAAUGUCAAAAUUCUGUUAAAAAUGAAAUUUUUGGCGAAGAUUACUCCCAAUGUGUAGAGGGCUUUAACUUCAUUGGGCUUGAUCUUUGGACAAAGAUCAAAAGAUUUUGGUAUACUGAAAUCAAAAAUAUCAAGAUCAAGAUGUGUAAUAUCGUGGAAUCUUAUUAUCCAAGACACACACCGUAAAAAUUUUCGGUUUUUUUUUUAUACAAAAUAUUUCAAGUUUUUGAAAUAUUUUAUGUUUUCAUGAUUUUAUUCCCAGAUCCAAAAAAUAUUUUCAAUUAUUAUAAAUAAAGAAACGUAUUUUGCUUUCACAAACAAAAAAGUCCUACAACAGAUUUUGUUUUGAAUGAGAAAAAUUUGCAUAAAAUUGUUAUAAAAGAGAAAUUGUCUAAAAAAGCACGCAAAAUCAAAACAUUAGAACCUUUCUCAAUUUUCAGUGAUGCACUUUCACAAAUUCGGCAGGAAAACACAGAUUUUUUGUCAGUUUUGACGUUUCGUUAAGUGUGGAUAGUUUUCAAAAUUUUUAUUGUUAGCUAAGACACUUAAAGUUCCACAAAUAAUUCGCGCAAGACAAGAAAUCUUGAUGUUGUAAUUUUUUGACAGCUUAAUGGGAUAUCUCCAUUGAGAAAAUUUUCAGAUUUUUGUAAUUCCCAAUUCACUUGAAAGCUCGCAAAAAAACCCAGUUUCGGAUACGAACAACUCCUUGACAUUUGUUUGUUUUGUUUUAGUUUUGGGGUAAAAAUGCAUAAAAACAACCGAAACCUUCAUGAAAUCACUAUUAAAGGAUAUCUUUAAUCGUUUGGUACGAAAAUUGAAGUAGGCAAAGAGAUAAUGAGGUGUAAUUAAAUCGAUUACCACUAUAAAACAACAACGUUACUGUUUUUCGACGCACUUCUAACACUUUGCCCGUCUUUUCCGUAAAUCAGUGUUCUGGGCAUACCUUGUCCCCAAUAAGGCGUCUUCUAUACGGGGGGAUUUCGAAAUGCACCCCACUGUGCUAUGCACCGGUGAGUCUCGGGAAAUCUCCUCUAGUGGUUCAUGCCUGAGAUAAAUUUUCUCCACCCUCUGUUAUAAAUUCUCCAAGUGUACUCUAACUAAAAUAGAUAGUCUGGAAGACUUUCUAUUUUAUUUCGAAAUGUUUCAAACGUCAAUCACACUGUGUUUUACAGUCAAAGAAUUUGUUAAAUUAAAAGUUAAUAUUUAUGCCUGGUGACGAACACUUCAUAAUGAAGAGGAGAUGAGGCACCCAUCCUCUAUAUCAAAACCGUCUUACCGCAGGAUUUUAUGCCAAUAUUGUUGCUAAAUCAAAAAAAUACCCAAAGUUUUAAUUUUUCUAUAAAUCAACUUUAUUCUUUUAACUAUUUCUUUAUUUCUAUUUAAUGAUGUCUAGUUAACAAUUCGACCAUAUUAAGAAGAUUAAACGAUACAUUCAGAAGAGAGAUCGAUACCGUGUCCCUAUUUCACCUGCUUUUCAACUUUUGAUAGUUUGAAAAUAGAUCACGAGAAAAAAAUCUCUUGAAAAACAAAAAGAAAUGAUUUGAAA